Molecule: messenger RNA, 1997 nt
Organism: Suillus discolor
Lineage: Eukaryota; Fungi; Basidiomycota; Agaricomycetes; Boletales; Suillaceae
Exons: 2
Coding region: 116-1714 (532 amino acids)
Source: RefSeq, a predicted model, not a curated record
GCCAGUGAAGGGCCCUUGCACCUUUAUGUGAAGUGUUUAAUAACCGAUAACAGCGCCACAUGCGUUCAGCGCUAACGCUCAACACUCAGUUCUUAGAUUCGUUGUAUCCUGCACCAUGAUACGACGUCACAAGAAUACGCCAAAACAACAAGCCGGAACAGAGCUUACAGGAGAAGCUCAGAAGACAGGCGGCCCUCUGAGUCCGCGUGCGGCACCUAUUACGGCGCAAUACCAACAUUUCAUUCCACGGUUCAUAUUGCGAAGAUUCCAAGUCGGACCAGUAAAGUCAAAAACAGAACGACAAAAAGAAUUUCGACGCACUGGUGUUGAUCCUGAAUACGUCCACUACUAUGAUAUUGCUACGGGUAGCCUUGACAUUCGUCCUAUUGGAAAGGUGUACGGCGUACCGAAUAUUUACCAGGAUGUCCGCAACACCUAUGAUAUCAACAAAGUAGAGGAGAAAUUAGCGGACCUCGAGCGUGAUGCGGCCUCCAUUAUCACAGACUUGCAUAAGGCGCUCCCUCAGGGUACUUUCACUCUGAAGCGAAGGUCGCUAGAGUUCCUGAGGAAAUUCCUGUUUAUCAUGCAUUAUCGCAAUGCAUCAUAUUCCGGCACUUACUUUCAAGCGGAUCACCCGGAUAACGCAAGCAGCCGUCAGUGGAUUGAGUCCUUCAUGAAGGCGAAGAGUAUUCAUUCCGCUGUCGGGGUAUGGCUACACUUCCUCGAAUAUUACCUGGAUUCAUCUCAUUCAGACAUCAUGCAAGAUGCUGCAAAAGUCGUAGAGAAGUACGGUGAAGAAAGACUUCAAAACAUGUUAACUGAAUCGCAUAUCCCACCUGAUCUCGAACACUUCCCAGCUUACACUUACCACACUCACGCGAACAACUACUUCUUCAGUAUCUGGGAAGCCGCGGAAGGAGAAGAAUUCAUCCUAACACAAGAGGCAUUUGGCUUGUGGGAAGGCUUGGCAGAUGGCCAACCCGACUUGCACCGCAUAUUCAUAGUCAGCCCUCGCAUUGCUCUCAUCCUAUGUAAUACUGUAUUACGUCCAGAGAUGACAGCAAUAGCAUUCUUAAUGGGGGUUUCGCUCAGGAGCUCCUUGCUCAACGUAGAUCCAGCACCACCAACUCCCAUUUACGCCAGUGGACCCAUCGCCCGUGCAGAUCGGAAAUCUGCGACAUCACUUGCACGUUACAGAUCCUCCCAGACAGCGGCGAACGACAGUUUUGUGUUCAAGAUCGCAAAACUAUCGCGACGCCAGACAUCGGAACUCAAUUCCGUUCUAUUAGUCAACGUGAAGCCAACGGGCUCUUUGACCUUCCUGUCAAGGGGGAGUAUGCUUCGCACUGCGCGUGCAUUCCGGAGUUUUCCAGCCAAUUUCAUUGCGGGAAAGCUGCUUAUUCCGCUCAUUGCACAAUUGACGGAUACCAUGGAGACAGAAGUGUCGCCUCUUCGCCAGUCACCAGUGGCUGUUUUCGACCAGGACAUUGACGCACCUACACUUGUUACACCUACACCUGUUGCACCUACACUUGUUGAUCAGUCGCCAGCGGCUGUCCUCAACCAGGACGUUGACGCACCUACACUUGUUGGUAUAGUGCUCUAUGGGUUGUUCUCUGGAUUAGCAUCUCUCGUGUAUUUUGCUAUCCAUGGCAUCUUCAUCGCCUUAGUGCUAUAUCUUGGUAUUGCGAAGUUGGUAUCACUAGUCACGUAACGGACAAUACAUAUUCUACGUCUUGUCAUCGCACCUCCCUCAGUGUUGUUCCACAAUAUCGCUGAGGUCUGUUAUCUUAUGGCCGCACGUGUUAGAGUCAAUUCCCCUCUACCACUCAUACAUAACGCGUUUAGAUGACACUCACGUUCUAGCAUCGAGCGACCUCGAACUUCGAAGCACUGCGAUUGAGUAGGACCGGGCAUAGUACGAGACAAUUGUGAACGAUACUUCGAAUUUUGUCCGCUCCGGCCCUUGGAGAAUUUGAAAAUGUUUAUAUUUGGGU